UUCGCCAGUUUGCGAGUGAACUCCUCUCAGGAAAACUGAAAACAACCACCAGAAAAGCAAAAACGAGAAAAUAACAGACUAUUAAUUUACUUUCCUGAAUCGAACACUAAUUGUAUGUAUUCACAAUGGCGCUGUCUGUGCGGCUGGCUUUGGAGUUAGCGAACAGAUCUUCGUUAAACAUCUGCUUCGAGUCAAUAGUAAUCGGAGUCAUCAUCUUCUUCACCGUUGUUGGCAACACGUUUGUUUGUUGUGCUGUAUGGAGGAAUCAGCGUCUUCGAACAAUUUCCAACAUGUUUGUUGUGGCGUUGGCCAUUAGCGACUCUCUGAUGGGUAUACUAUGUAUGCCAUUUGUGUUUGGAACCCUCAUUGAAGGACGAUGGCUUUUUGGCGAUGCUUUUUGCCGAGUGCAUGGAUUUACGGGCUUCACAUUGGCCCUGGUUUCCAUCCACACCAUGAGUCUUAUAGCUGUGAACAGAUUCUAUUGUAUAGUAAAACCUUCCAAGUACCAGAACUUGUUCCGAUCAUCCAGAACUCGAAUCUACAUUUUGAUCGUCUGGUUGUUUGCUUUUGUAGGGUCAGUCCCGCCAUUUCUUUUGGACGAUGGAGGUUACUCAUUCCAUCCUGGCAAAGGCAUGUGUCUUUACACCUUUGAAUCAAACCUUGUGUACACCAUUUUCAUUGAGGUCGCCUACAUUGGAUGCCCACUUUUAUUAAUCUCAUUCUGCUAUUCUUCAGUCUUUAAAGAGGUGUACCGCACAAAUAAGGUUUUCGUGCCAAAUCAAAUGGCAGUGGAUCAACUGCGGGUGAAUGUCCAAGAAACGAAAAUCACCAAGACUUUGGCGAUUGUUUUCCUUGGUUUUAGUAUCUGUUGGCUUCCUGCGAGCAUCAUCGAUACCCUAGGGGCAUUCUAUGGCCAGCCACGCUUCAAACGGGAAGUAUACCUUACGUACACCUUUAUGGCAUAUCUAUCAAGCCUCAUCAAUCCAAUCAUAUAUGGCAUAACAAGUAGGGGAUUCAGGCGUGAAUACAAGGCUAUGCUCAAAGGAUUGACUUGUCAUGUGCUGUGGAAAAGAAAUAAUUUUCACCAUGGCCAGUCCACAACUUUCCAAGAGAGUCAAAUGGAGGCAUGGCAACAGUCGCGUCCUGUUGAAGUCCAAGGCUAAAUAUCUGCUGCCUUCAUCAGGGAUUCCACAAGGCUCCAUUACCGGACCAUCUAGCUUGUCAGAAGCCUAUGCGUCAUUCUGUUUUAUUAACAACCCUCGGAACUCUGUUCUCGAGAAUCAAGGACUGAAUAAACACUUCAAUACAUCGCAUCAACUGAUGCCUAAAAAGGGACUUAAGGACACAAGCUAACAAUCAAAAUUAAGCGAUAGUUGUGCAAUUAUUCUGGCGUUAUCGUCAAACAAUCUGUAGUUUGCAGUGCCAAAGUUAUAACUUUGCUGUCAGACGAACAAAAUGUAUACUUAUGGCAUGGUUUGGCAGAUAUGUGAAUAAUAUUCCUCCUUCUUUUUCUUCUUAUAUAUGUCUGACCUAUAACACUGAACUUUUCAUCGAUUCUUUUCCUUUCUCGGUCUCUAACUAUCUUUUUCUCAAGGGAAUCAUUUUGUAAACUUUAUCUAACUUUAUUAAUUAAUAGUUGUUACUAUGGUUUAUCUAUGAACGAACAAAGUAUAUAUUGUAUGCAUACGAUCCAUACAAAUAACCUGACGUUUGAGACGUUCGUUCUUCGUUCAUUCUUAUGGCAACUAUAGCAACUGAUAAUUUACUUGUUAUUCUUCAUUUAUUUUUCCUAAUUAAAGAGUUUCUUAAGCGUUUUA
Molecule: messenger RNA, 1817 nt
Organism: Actinia tenebrosa (Australian red waratah sea anemone)
Lineage: Eukaryota; Metazoa; Cnidaria; Anthozoa; Actiniaria; Actiniidae
Product: melatonin receptor type 1B-B-like
Biological process (GO): G protein-coupled receptor signaling pathway
Cellular component (GO): membrane
Molecular function (GO): G protein-coupled receptor activity
Source: RefSeq, a predicted model, not a curated record